Molecule: messenger RNA, 1355 nt
Organism: Salvelinus sp. IW2-2015
Lineage: Eukaryota; Metazoa; Chordata; Actinopteri; Salmoniformes; Salmonidae
Gene: hmox2a
Product: heme oxygenase 2a
Biological process (GO): response to oxidative stress; heme oxidation; heme catabolic process
Molecular function (GO): heme oxygenase (decyclizing) activity; heme binding
Source: RefSeq, a predicted model, not a curated record
AUGCCUGCAGAGAAGAGGAAGAUCAUCACUGAAGUAGAGGAUGAUGAGGACAAUCUCAGUCCAGAUGACCUGUCCGAGUUGCUAGCGGAGGGAACCAAGGUCCACGACAGAGCAGAGAACUGCCAGUUUGUCAAAGACUUCCUCAGGGGACGCAUCAAAAGAGAACUGUUUAAGCGGGGCACAGUGGCGCUCUACUUUGUCUAUACUGCCAUGGAGGAGGAGAUAGAGAGGAACAGGGACCACCCCCAGUUUGCCCCCAUCUACUURCCCACUGAGCUGCACCGACGUGAGGCUCUGGCCCGGGACCUGGAGUACUURUAUGGAGAAGACUGGGAGAACCAGGUCARCUGCUCCCCGGGCACCCAGCCAUAUGUAGACCGCAUCCACGAAGUGGGACGUGAAGACCCGGUCCUGCUGGUGGCCCACUCCUACACCCGCUACAUGGGUGACCUCUCUGGMGGUCAGAUCCUUAAGAAGGUGGCACAGCGGGCGCUGAAGCUGCCCUCUAGUGGCGAGGGGCUGCACUUCUACCAGUUUGAGGGRAUCCACAGCACCAAGGCCUUUAAACAGUUGUACAGGAGCAGGAUGAACGAGCUGGAGAUGGACCAGGAGACCAAGGAGAGGAUCAUAGCCGAGUCUAACCUGGCCUUCAAGUUCAACAUGGAGGUGUUCACAGAGCUGGAGGAGGCAGGGAAGAGCAUCAKGGAGGAGGUGUUGGACGCAGGGUUCCCAGGACAUGGCCAUGGGGACAUGGACGGAGACAUUAACAAGUGCCCUUACUACUCUGKCAAAAUGGUGGCCAGUGGCAACACUAACUUUGCCUGUCAGUUAGCCAUGAUGCUGCUGAGACAUCCUGUUGGUCAGAUGGUUCUGGCCAGCUGGGCGGCUGCUGUCGCCGGAUUGGCUGCCUGGUACCUCAUGUGAUCUGUCACGGACUGAUUCAGCCAAUCAUAUGUUUAAAGGGCGGAAGACUCAACAAGGAAAUGGUGGACUUCUGGAGGAGGAUGGCCAAGCUUUGUCCAGACUAAUGAACUUGUUCCCUCCCUCAAUCCUUUUCAUUCUUUAUUUCUCUCCUCCCUUCGUUGCUGUGUUGAUACCAGCUGGUUGUUGUAGUAAUGAUGUUACUGUAACGUUGUAGGUUAUGAACCCGUCUUUAAUUAAUCUUUUCACUGCCCACAUGCGAAUGAUCUCCUUAGUAAUGUCCUCUUCAGUACUUAUCACCUGCACUAUUCUGCUUAUCAACACUGAAUAGUUACAUUGUUCAACUUUCAUUUAUGGCUGUAAGUGUGUAUUGAAACUAUACUGUACUUGCAGUACAGUGUAUUUUAGGCAUAUACAGUUGAAGUCGGAAGUUU